This is a messenger RNA of Staurois parvus, 3337 nucleotides long. Lineage: Eukaryota; Metazoa; Chordata; Amphibia; Anura; Ranidae. The record is from the annotation of a GenBank genome assembly.
CCAUUUGGAUUUGAUAGUGAUGACGAGUCAAAGCCAGUAUCAUCGAAAAAUAUUUCGCAGCCCAAGAGUGCAAGUCAGCAGUCUCUAGAUCGUUUGGGGGUUUCUGUUUCUGAAAACUCUGCCCCUUUAUUUGAAGAAAACAGUAAGACAGACCAUGCCAUUUCUGCUGAAACCACAGUGUCUUGCAGGUUUUCUUUUGAUAGCACUUUGCAUGGACUAAAAGAAAAAAAUGCUAACAAGGUCAUAGAGGAUGGUAAACGACUGCACAGCUCCCCGAAGAAAACCAUCACAGGCAAUCUGCAUAGUUUUACAGAAGACAAAAAUAGUUAUUUUCCAAAGAAGUCUGAUAAUGACAGCAAAAAAUCUACAAGCAUGUUACCUUCAGGCCUUUCUACUAAAUCCUGCAACAGCAGCAAGCUACCUGUGGAGUCAAUCAUCUCUGAUUUUGCCACAGAGACAGAUGACUGGGGAACAGACUCUCCAGAACAAAAUGAGGAGAACAGAAGCUCUCAAAACCUAUUGCUGUAUGAUUGGGAUGAAUUGACUCAAGAAAAUUCAUAUGUUCCCAAUUUUGAUUCCAUUGAGGAUGAAGGUUGUCCUUUUGAACCCAAAGCUGAAGAUGAUUGUCAGCUUGCUAUAGAACAAAUGGAUGAUCCAGAAGAGCAAACUAGCGAGGAUGUGCUUCAAGGUGGUGUCAAACUUGGUAAUUGUAGGACAUAUUGUAGAUCUAACAAGGCAAGAUCUUCACAAGGUUCCUCCAGUUUCGACAGACUUUUAGAUGGCUCAAGCUUUUCAAUGGCCAAAUCUAACAAUGCCACAGAAAGAACAAGCACUGUGAAUAGAAGCAGUGGGACCAAAACCACUGGACGGACUAGAGAUUAUACAGUUCUGCAUCCGUCUUGUCUCUCAGUAUGUAAUGUUACCAUCCAGGAUAGCAUGGAAAGAGGUAUAGAUGAGUUCACUGCAAGCCCUACAACAGAUUUAGGGGAAGCAGGGCGUCUUAGAAAGAAAGCUGAUCUUGCAACAGCAAAAACAACCACACGAUUUCGUCCUGGCAAUAUCAAGUCCAAAAAAGAUGCCAAAUUGGAGUUCUUUGGUUUUGAUGACCAAGAUGAUGGCUGCAGUGAGGAAGGAGGUUCUAAGCCACUUGGGCAGUCUAGCUAUAGAAUUAAAUAUUUUGGCUUUGAUGACUUGAGUGAAAGUGAUGAUGAAGAAGAUGAUAAUGGUUGGCAUCAAAAAGAAAGGAAGUUAAAGAAGAAAGCAAUGAGUGCCGAUGUCACCUUAGUGUCUGAUAUGCCAAGCUCAGGAGUUAAAAAUAUACAGAAUAUUGACUCUUCCAAUAAUAUUGAGUCUGGAGACGAUCUGUAUGCUCUACCUGAAAUCUUCAAAAAGCCUGCAAGUAGACCAGGAGAUAAAAGCAGAGAUGGAGCUCGAAAGAUAUUCAGUGGACCUAAACGGUCUCCAACAAAAGCUGUCUAUAAUGCAAGACACUGGAACCAGCCAGAGUCUGAUGAGCUCCCAGCUGUGCCAGUUUUUAAAGCUCAGUCUGCACCAGCAAAGCCAUUGGAGGCUCCAUGCCCAAAGGAUGAUGGUGUUUUUAAGGCACCUGCUCCACCUCCUAAAGUGAUUAAAACUGUGACUGUUCCCACCCAGCCCUAUCAGGACAUAGUGACUGCACUGAAAUGCAGAAAGGAGCACAAGGAACUGUACACUGUUGUUCAACAUGUGAAACACUUCAAUGAUGUGGUGGAGUUUGGAGAGAAUCAGGAGUUUACUGAUGAUAUUGAGUACUUGCUGAGUGGGCUUAAGUGUAAUCAGCCCAUAAACACACGAUGCCUUAGUGUAAUAAGCUUGGCAACAAAGUGCGCAAUGCCAAGUUUCCGAAUGCACCUGAGAGCACAUGGAAUGGUAGCCAUGGUCUUUAAAACACUGGAUGACAGUCAGCACCACCCGAAUCUAGCUCUCUGUACUGCUGCGCUAAUGUAUAUACUAAGCCGAGACCCGCUUAAAUAUGGACCUUGACAGAGCUAGUCUGGACCUCAUGAUACGACUUUUAGAAAUGGAGCAAGAUAUCACAUCCAAGCAUAUGAAUGAGAAAGAUAUGAACAAAAUAAAAGAGAAAAUUCGCAAGUUGUGUGAAACUGUUCACAAUAAGCAUCUUGACUUGGAGAAUAUCACAACUGGUCAUUUAGCAAUGGAGACAUUACUUUCACUCACAUCAAAACGAGCAGGAGACUGGUUUAAAGAGGAGCUGAGGCUUUUAGGUGGACUGGACCAUAUUGUAGACAAGGUUAAAGAAUGUGCGAAUCAUCUUGACAAUGAUGAAAAUGAGGAGAAAUUAGUUGCAUUUUUAUGGGGAGCUGAACGAUGCUUAAGGGUCCUGGAGAGUGUUACAGUGCAUAAUCCAGAAAACCAGAGUUACUUAAUUGCAUAUAAAGACUCCCAGCUCAUAGUGUCUUCAGCAAAAGCCCUUAGACACUGUGAGGAGUUCAUUCAGAGGUAUAACAGAGCUGAAGAUACCAUCUGCAUUCCUAACAACGAAACACUCCCUCACCAUAGUGCAAGCAGCCACGUGGGAAAAGCUGUGGAGGACUGUAUGAGGGCAAUCAUUGGUGUGCUGCUCAAUUUAACAAAUGAUAAUGAGUGGGGAAGUACAAAGACAGGUGAACAGGACAAUCUGAUAAGCACUGCACUUAACUGCGUUCUUCAAGUUCCAAAGUUCCUACCUCAAGAACAGAGAUUUGAUAUUAGAGUUUUGGGAUUGGGCCUACUGAUUAAUUUAGUUGAAUAUAGUGCAAGAAACCGGCAUUGCCUUGUGAAUAUGCAAACAAUACAAUCAUAUGAUUCGUUUUGUGAGGAUGAAGAGGACACAGGGCAAGUCGAUGCAGUCCAUGCGUUGGUACAGCUUUUCCUUGAGCGGGAAAAAGCAGCCCAGUUAGCGGAAAGUCAGACAGAUGAGUUAAUUAAAGAGGUUCCUACAGCGCAACAAGACAAGAGUGGGGAAUGGCAAGAGACUGGAGGUGAGAUCCAGUGGGUUUCAACUGAAAAGAGUCCUAAUCCUGAAGAGCCAGAAAAGAAAGAAGAGGAAGAUGAAGAACUUGACCUUACUAAAGCUCUCCAGCAUGCUGGGAAGCACAUGGAAGAUUGCAUUGUUGCCUCCUACACAGCUUUGCUUCUAGGAUGUCUUUGCCAGGAGAGUCCAAUUAAUGUGACUACUGUACGGAGCCAUCUACCAGAUGGAGAUUUUUCAAUAAUGACCGAAAUGCUUCAAAAAUUUCUCAGUUUCAUGAACCUCACCUGUGCAGUGGGAACAACAGGCCAGAAGUCCAUCUCAAGA